Messenger RNA from Striga asiatica, 390 nucleotides. The record is from the annotation of a GenBank genome assembly. NCBI's taxonomy places the organism in Eukaryota, Viridiplantae, Streptophyta, Magnoliopsida, Lamiales, Orobanchaceae.
AUGAUGCGUGAUGAUGAAAGCAGGCUCGGUGAAGCUGCAAGAGAAGCCAAGAAGAGGUUGGAUGAGAGGUUUCAACCAAAACGGAGAUCACAUAGAAAGAGCACGCAAGAGAGAAGCACAUUUCCAGAUAAAUGGGCAAAUGCUGAAUCAAGCUUAGAAUUACCAAAUUUGAAGAGAAGUGGAUUAAUGAUGAAAAGGCCGAGUUGGUUGAGAGUAAGAUGGAAAUCAUGUGAAGAAGCUAAAUGUGCUGUGUGCUUGGAACAAUUGGGGGUAGGGACGUUGAUGCAGGUGGCAUGUGCUCAUAGGUUCCACACCAAGUGCUUGGUGCCAUGGAUGGAGGCUAAUGCACUCUGCCCUUGUUGCAGGAUGGAAAUUCACCCUAGUAAUUAA